AUGGUAGUAGACCGUGCAAGGUUGUAUGACGACGUGGGAUACCCACCUGGAGUCGAAGUUCCCCCAAAUGAUAAAAGUGAAGAUAGCUUCCAAGUCUUGAAGCAAUUUUCGAAAGUCCGCAAAAGAGUCCACGAAGAAAGACAGAAUUUCACAAGAGUGGGUCAGAAAAGGCUGUCAGAUCUUGUCAGAGCACGUCGUGGAUGCGGUGCUUCCAAUCCUAGAGAUAUCGUCUACGCUCAUAUUGGCAUGGCCGCGCUAAAAAUCCAAGGAAGCUCAGCUAUAUUUGACAUCGACUACAACAAAUCAGUCGCGAAGGUUUAUGCGGAAAUGGCACACCACAUUCUGAUGGAAACAAAAAAUGUCUUUGUAAUCUUGGAGCGUAGAUAUUUGACUCCUUCCCCUCUUGGAUUGUCAUCAUGGGUCCCAGACUGGUCAAGGACUUGGGAUCCCACAGAAAUCCAAAAGACUGACAUUUGGCACGUGGAAGAGCGAACCAUGAGACUUGAAGCACUAGAGAAUGGUGAGUAUGCCUUGUUAUUAGAUGUGAGGGUAGUUGCCGAAGUUGUUCAAAUCGGCAGCUCCAUCCAAACAGCUUUGGAUAUCUCGAAGGACCCCGGGACCAAGUCAUUUCAUGAUUACAUACCAUUGACAGUGAAUCUCGACGACAUCGAAGCGUCCAUUGAUCCUUGUCACGGUCUUCGGAGCUCCCGUGAACAGAGUCCCAAUUACGAUAAAUUACGCGCCCUAAGAUGCGGGUUCGAAAAUAUUAUGGAGGGGUGGGCAUCCGCUAUAGGGUUGACUGACCAAGAACUUCUGCCAUAUGAAGAUAUCUCGGACUUACUCAAUAUUCGCAAACUGAAGAGCAGCAUUGAAAAUUUUUGCGAUAAUCCGUUCGCCGUAAUGAUCAGCUACUAUCUUAACCUUCUAAACACUUCAGGUAGACGCGAUGAGAAUCUGUACUUGGCCAUUCCUCCGAGGUUGGAAUUCGACCGAGUCUGCACUAUCAAGCUUACACCUCAGAAGGAAGGCAGUCGAACAGCUUUUCAAAUCCUAGCUGUCCCCAGAGCAGUGCAGCUUGGCGACGUUAUUGUCUCUGUCACGAGUUAUAUCUCGCCAAGAACCACUUUGCUGGCCCUUCGGCCUUUCAAAGCACAGGAAAACGACGUCAGAAAUCUACCACCUACCUACCAAGUCGUUGGCACCUUCCGUAUAGACAGAGGUUUAAAAUCCGCUCAUCAUGUCAUUCUUUCAGAUAGAAUUGCCUUGGUAUAG
Molecule: messenger RNA, 1272 nt
Organism: Cadophora gregata
Lineage: Eukaryota; Fungi; Ascomycota; Leotiomycetes; Helotiales; Ploettnerulaceae
Exons: 1
Coding region: 1-1272 (423 amino acids)
Source: RefSeq, a predicted model, not a curated record